Molecule: messenger RNA, 645 nt
Organism: Prunus armeniaca (apricot)
Lineage: Eukaryota; Viridiplantae; Streptophyta; Magnoliopsida; Rosales; Rosaceae
Source: the annotation of a GenBank genome assembly
AUGGGUGUUUCUAGAUCUCGCAGCAAGUGUUCUACUGUGGGUAUUCAGGGCAUUGCUUGGGCCUUUGGUGGUAGCAUCUUUGCCCUUGUUUACUCCACUGCUGGUAUCUCAGGUGGUCACAUAAACCCAGCCGUGACAUUUGGUCUCUUCCUAGCAAGGAAGCUCUCCCUGACCAGAGCUGUAUUCUAUAUAGUCAUGCAAACCCUAGGGGCAAUUGUUGGUGCUGGGGUGGUGAAGGGGUUCCAAAAGAACCAGUAUGAGUUGCUGGGAGGUGGAGCUAAUGUGGUGAACCAUGGCUAUACCAAGGGUGAUGGCCUUGGUGCUGAGAUUGUUGGCACUUUCGUUCUUGUGUACACUGUUUUCUCUGCCACUGAUGCCAAGAGAAAUGCUAGAGACUCUCAUGUCCCUAUCUUGGCUCCACUUCCCAUCGGGUUUGCAGUGUUCUUGGUGCACUUGGCAACCAUCCCCAUCACCGGAACCGGCAUCAACCCUGCUAGGAGCCUUGGGGCUGCCAUCAUCUACAACAAGGACCGUGCAUGGAAUGAUCAUUGGAUCUUCUGGGUGGGGCCGUUCAUCGGAGCUGCACUUGCCGCCCUCUACCAUCAGAUAGUCAUCAGAGCCAUCCCAUUCAAGACCAGGGAUUGA